AUGGAGGAUCAAGACGAAGACUCUGUGGAAAACGCUGCUGAAGAUGAACCUCCAAAGAAAAAGACACGUUUGACUUUAUCAUUAAAGAAGCGCUUCAAAAAGAUGUCUCAGUCAGAAGUUUCUGAAGCCAGGAGAGGUUAUGUUCCAAACAGUACACAUGGAUGUAAUAAUUGGGCUUUGAAUAACUUCAAAUCAUUGCUCGCUUCUCUAAAAGAUGGUGAGGGUCAGGAACAGUAUCCUCCUCAUAUACUACUCUCCAAUGAUCCUAAACUACUGUGUUCUUGCCUUUGCAGCUACGUUAUGAAAACAAGAAAGGAAAAUGAUGAUAAGGAUCCUAACUUCAUUUCACUUCACAAUGUCAUGGAUUCUUACUUUCGACAGCUGCAUGGAGAAGGAAUAGAGGCAAGGCCUUAUAACAGUGACUUAGUUAAUGCUGAAGAAGAGGAGCAGCUUCGGGUUAGUCGCGUAAUGGGGAUUGAUAAUCCUAGGGAGCUCCUUCAUGCCAUUUUCUUUUACUGUGGACUCAAUUUGUGCCUUCGUGGUGGUGAGGAGCAUCGUUCUCUUAAAGUAUAA
Messenger RNA from Amphimedon queenslandica, 573 nucleotides. RefSeq lists its product as uncharacterized. The record is from RefSeq and is a predicted model, not a curated record. Bases 1 to 573 code for a protein of 190 amino acids. The transcript is spliced from 2 exons. Lineage: Eukaryota; Metazoa; Porifera; Demospongiae; Haplosclerida; Niphatidae.